This is a messenger RNA of Equus quagga, 5016 nucleotides long. It is a transcript of the gene TMEM26, whose product is annotated as transmembrane protein 26. The record is from RefSeq and is a predicted model, not a curated record. The coding region runs from base 271 to 1374 and encodes 367 amino acids. Lineage: Eukaryota; Metazoa; Chordata; Mammalia; Perissodactyla; Equidae. The transcript is spliced from 6 exons.
GCAGGAGUGCGGGCAGCACAGCCCCAGACUCCCUGGAAAGCUCAGCAGUCUAGAAAAGCGGGGUUUAGAUUCUCCCCCAAGAGUUCUCAGGAAGUUUGGGGGAGGGGCGAGCCGCUCUCUCCUAUCUACAGGCGCGGGAGAGUGCAGAGGGACGCUUGCAGCAGCUGGUCUCGGAGCUGUCGCGUUCCCGCCCACGGGCGGGCUGGGGUGCUCCCGGCGGGGUCUGCGGGGCGCAGGCGGGGGUGCCGCGGGCAGCGCGCGCCGGCCGGCAUGGAGGGACUGGUGCUGCUCAACGCCCUGGUCACCCGGCUGCUGUUCGUGCUGCACUCGCUGGUUGGGGUCUGGCGAGUGACCGAGGUGAAGAAGGAGCCGUGGUACUGGCUGCUGGCGCUGCUCAACCUCCUGCUCUUUCUGGAGACUGUGCUCACCCUCAAGUUCAAGCACGGCAGAGGCUACAAAUGGUUCUCACCAGCCAUAUUUUUAUAUCUGAUUAGCAUUGUUCCAUCAUUAUGGCUUCUUGAAAUGCACCAUGAGACCCAGUAUUGCAGUAGCCAAUCUGAAGGAAUGUCACAGAAUACCAGCAGCAAAGAAGACUUCAAUCAAACUCUGAUGUCGAGCGAGCAAACCAAUGCAGCGGAUCUCAUUAGGACGGCCACAGUUUUUGUAAAUAACUUAUCUACCGUAUGUGAGAAAGUUUGGACUUUGGGACUCCAUCAGACAUUCUUGUUAAUGCUAAUAAUUGGAAGAUGGCUUCUACCCAUUGGAGGCGGGAUCACUCGGGACCAACUCUCUCAACUUCUCCUUAUGUUUGUGGGGACAGCUGCGGACAUUCUGGAAUUCACAAGUGAGACCCUAGAAGAACAAAAUGUGAGGAAUAGCCCUGCACUGGUCUAUGCCAUCCUUGUUAUUUGGACCUGGAGCAUGCUGCAGUUUCCACUUGACCUGGCAGUAAAGUACGUCAUGUGCCCCUUGUCUGUGACAUCGAGGGGAUUCCCCAGCCUGUUCUUUUGCCAAUACAGUGCCGAUCUCUGGAACAUUGGAAUCAGCGUCUUCAUACAAGACGGUCCCUUCCUAGUCGUGCGCCUCAUACUGAUGAUCUAUUUCAAAGUGAUAAACCAGAUGCUGGUGUUCUUUGCGGCGAAGAAUUUCCUUGUCGUGGUGUUACAACUCUACCGCUUGGUGGUGCUGGCGAUGGAUGUCCGUGCUUCCUUUCGAAGUCAGCGAGAAGGCCUGAAAGCACAGCACAGUCGCCCAAGUGGCCCAGCCGAGAGCGGGGCCUCACCCGGAGACUGGGAGAGUGUUUCUAGGGAGGGCUUGGCCUUGCCUUUGCGGGCCUUGCCAGACACCUCCGAAGACUCUCACCCCACACCGUAGUUAUUUAUUGACAGCGGCAUGCAACUAGAACAUUCGACUUUCUGGUUCUUCCUACAGACAGAAUCUCCCUCUCUCUCUUUUCUUUUUAUAACCUUGGCAUAUAAUAAUGUUCAAAAGAACAACAUAAAAGGUGAUCUUAAACCAAAGCCAAGGAAUUUUCUUUUUUCAACUGAAUGUAAAGAACUUUGAUUAGUGGCUACGGCUACAACUUCUGUAUGUUGCUAUCAGAUGUUAUAGUUGUUCAACGACUAAGUGAUUUGUUUGUCUUGAACUGUUUGAAAAGCUGUGGGCAGGGUUACGGUGACAUGCCCUCCAAAGGUUUAGUGCAGACAAACCGUCGCGGCCGUUACCUGAAAAUGGAGAAGCUUUGAACUUCGGCUCUAUUGUCAGACUAUUCUCAUCUGAUCUUUUCUGCAAUGUCCCUCUGACAUCAAAAAAUGUACAUUCCGUGAAUGCAGAACAAAUGAAGGGAAAAGUGCCUUUAAAAUUACCUCACUGUGGGCUGGAAGCAGUGAAAAUCUCUGCUCAGCUUCCAUAGCAUGGCGAGCCUUGUUCCUCGCUGCACAGAUCUUGCCAGGAAAAUCAUUUUUCUGGGCUGAUGUGGUAUGCUGUCAUGGCGCAUAUGCUCUUACAGAAAUUUUAUUGCUUUUGGCUUGGGUACUGCAAAAUUCACAGCAAGCCAUUUCGGUUACAGAUCUACUGGUUGUGAGGCAGGAAAUACUGGUAAUGCUAGGAAAGUCACAGUUUCCACUCCGAACGUGAUUUGCGGUAUUCGUCAGUGUUUUUCUCCACUCCGCUUUGCCGUCUUCUGUAUUGCCAAGUUGAACUCCGUGGGUUGAUGUAAGGAAGCGCUGAAGCAGUGAAGAAAGGUGUUUCAGGCCCUUUAAGUGUUACCAUAGUUUCUGGGGUCUGCUGGCGGUCUUGGAGCUCCUCUGAACUGCCACUACCGGAGAUGGCCUUUGGUCUCAGGGACGAUGUUGGUAAUGGCGGCUCGCAUCAGCCCUGUCCACGGUCAACAGCCCUUGAUUGGUGACGGCGGUUAGAAUAUGCCACAGCAUUGUGGAAAUCAGGAAAUUGGCUUUUCUUCCCUGCAUUAAGAUUUCAUUUCCCCAGGAUUGAAAUAGCCAUCUUUUCCCUUUAUAUAGCUCUGUACUUUCCAGAUGGAGGUGAUUCAGAGCCUUUUAAAAUGAUUUUUGCUUUUAAAGAUACAAUGUGAAAAUUUCCCCGGCCAUCUAGCAGUAAUGACACGAGGCAAACACUUUCAAAACUGUUCUUUUAGAGUUCAAAGCAUAGUUCCUCCUUGUUAUUAUGCUCAAGAAUUCAAGGGAACUUUAACAAUAAGGCAGGGUAUGACCUUAAAUUGGAUGUGACCUAUAGACAACCAAUUGGAACAAUUUUAUCAAUAAAUCUGUGCGACAUGAUAUCUGUUCAAAACAUGUGAUAAGAAGUUUCAUGGGCAAAUUCUGUUUUUAUACAGAGAAAUUACUAUUUUCCAACUAAUGGCUUCUUCAGUGCCUGAUAUCAUGUUUCUAUUUCUUUCUUGUCUUCCUUGCCUUUCUAAUUUUAACAAUAUGAUGAUGGUAAAAUUACACGUGAAACUAAUGGCAUACAUUUAUAAUUUGCCAUAAUAAUUUUAUGAAAGUUAAGAUCAGAACAUUAUAUUUAUAUAAAGAACUUGACAACUUUUAAAAGCUUGUUAUUUAAAAUGCUUAGCAAUUGAAAGCAAAGUAAUAACUGCUAUUUAUAAAACCGCCUCAGCAGAAUCUGUUUUUAUGUUGACUGUUUUACGUUGACUGUUUUCCCCCACAACAUGUAUGUGCCGCUUAUUAUUACAGAUUUGCUCAUGGCAUACUUUUCAUGUUUUAAUUUUUUUCUUCCAGGAAAACAAACAUUGAGCCUCUAAAAAUAGAGGAAGUAUAAAGUAGUACGGCUGUUGCAAGGAUAUUUUUAAAUGCUUUCAAAUCUGAGACUUGGCUUGGCUUCGAGAAUGAGCUUCUAGUGUUUAAGUAUUUUGUAAUUAGCACUCCUCCAACCGCUUGGGAAAUAAAAAGUCCAGAGUCUAGCUUUCCUCCGAGUGCCAGAAAGGCAAAGAGAGCCCAGGACCAGCUCAGCAACUAAUUGCGGCAAAAAUAGACACAUGCUCUGCAAGGUUUUCCAGGAAAGUCCGCUAAGCGCAGCAUUUGCGACCCUGACUGCCCCUACUCCCACUCCCUGGGACUCACUGUUUUUAGAGCAGAAAAAAAUCUAUAUUCGUUUAGUUUAUUUAAAAGUAAAACCCAAGUCCAAGCGGCAUCCCUAGGACCCCUGAUGAAAAGUUCAAACUGUAUUCAGUUAAUUGUAUGUUUUUAUUGUCGAUUGUUCACGUUGUAAUGUUUGAAAACAUCCAAGGGUUCGCUCUACAGUGGCUAGAACAGCAGUUACCUCCCAAAUGCUGACAUCCUGGGAUUUGCUUCCAUUUUAUUUGUAAUGAGAUAACUGACCCAGAUCAUCUGUGUAAUGUGAUGUAAACCAUACCUCUCUCCUACCCUCCACGGACACACAACACGCCAAUCCCCAACCAGUGAAGAAUGGGGCUUAUUGGUGGUUGUUGGUGCUGUUGUUAUUUGUUGUUGUUGUUAUUUAAUUGCUUAGUUAAAGCUCAAUCAAAUGUCCUUCCUAAAAUCACAUCAUUCCACUGGUGAGAAAACACAGUAUAUAUACGUGUUUUAACGAUGCUGUGUAGAAACACACCUCAGAGAACCAUCUUGUGGGUUUUCUUUACUCUUAUUGACCGAAUCUCAGAGGACAUGACGACAGUGCAACAUUAAUAAACUAUCUUUGCCUUUGAUUAUUCUGUUAAUUUUUAUUUAAGCUAUAAAGGAUCAUAUAAGAAAAUAAACAUUUGUGUUGGCCAAUAACAUUCUUUCUCAUCUUACAAGAAGAAGAUUCUUUCAUAAAUUUAUCGGUUGGCUCUGUUUGGUUCUACUAACAUGUAGCAACACUUCAGGCCUUUUAAGACCAGAAAGAUUUGGCCGAGAAAUAUCAAGAUUCAGUAUUGUAAUGUUAAUUGUUAAAUCAUUAUUUAAUAGAAACUCUUCGAAGUCCUGGGAGGGCAUGCAUUGUAGGUGCACAUGCUUUAGGAUUUCCACCCAGGUUUCAGAGUUCAACACUGACCCUGUUUAUCUUUGGCAUUUAAUCUCAAUGAUUCUUUAUCAACUUUCCUGCUAAAAGAGAGAAAGAAUUGCAAGGCCAAGCCUCUCUCCACCUUCAUUGUACUCCAGUGCCAGAAAAGUGAGGUUGCUGAAAUAUAUUGCAGACCCUCAGAGAUGGAAGUGAAAAACCAAAUAGUCUUGAAUUAUAAGAAAAGAAGAGACUGUUGUUCUAAUUUCGGACUUUGCUUUUUACUUGGUGGACAUUCUGAUCCACUCUCAGAAACAUCUGAUUUGGGGUUACACCAGGCAGCUGGAGGAUGUUUAUAACUCUGAGGCUUCAAAUAACUUUCCAUAUCAUGAGAGUAACUUUAAACAAUGUUUGAAUAAUCAACUGCUACAGCCAUAUAUUUUAUGGGUGUCCAUCCUCCGGAUCUUUCUUUCUAGAUGAUUUUAUAAGAAUAUUUUCUCUGAACUAUUUAUAUUUAUACUAUUUUGCUGUGAAUGACCUUUG